AUGGCGACUGGCGUUCGAUUACUGCGGCCGCAGGCUUCCGCACUGCUUAGUUGUGUCAGUCGGACUAGAAUUACUAGAGCCGACGCGCGUUGUCUAUCCCUCUUCACUCGCCCUAAAACGACUUAUGAAGAGCAUGUACCUCUGACACCUAUCGGAAGGCUGGGUCUGGCACUCAGUUCUGGCAUUGGGGCUUUUCUGGACCCGAGGAAAGGAGAGCUGAUUGCUGACUUCGGUGAGGCAACAGCACAGCCAUACUUCAUAUACAAGCUUCGAGACCGCAUGCUCAUGAGCGCCACCGGGCGACGAAUACUACGCGAUAGGCCCCGGCUGACCUCCCAAUCUCUUGAUGUUCCUCGUCUUCGCGCACUCCCACCAAACAGCGUUGGCUACAACUACGCCGCGUGGCUGGACGUAGAGGGCGUAACGCCAGAUACACGAGCGCAAGUGCGAUACAUAGAUGAUGAAGAAUGUGCGUAUGUUAUGCAGCGGUACCGUGAGUGUCACGACUUCUAUCACGCGUUGGUGGGACUGCCUGUCUUCAGAGAAGGAGAGGUCGCAUUGAAGGCCUUUGAGUAUGCCAACACUGGGCUACCAAUGACAGGAUUGGCUGUCUUCAGCGCUCUCACGUUAAAAAAGGGAGAGUGGAGAAGGUUUCUCGAUAUAUAUGGACCAUGGGCCGCCAGAAAUGGAGCGCGUGCCGACGACGUGAUCAACAUUUACUGGGAAGAGGAGCUGGAGACAGACAUCAACGAGUUAAGGACCAGACUCGGUAUCGAGAAGCCACCGGAUCUGCGUGCGAUGCGCAAGGAGGCGCGCGAAGCGCGAAAAAGGAACAGGGAGGCGAAGGAGGCAAUGGCCAAUGCCGCGGUAUAA
Molecule: messenger RNA, 873 nt
Organism: Boeremia exigua
Lineage: Eukaryota; Fungi; Ascomycota; Dothideomycetes; Pleosporales; Didymellaceae
Product: coenzyme Q biosynthesis protein Coq4-domain-containing protein
Exons: 2
Coding region: 1-873 (290 amino acids)
Biological process (GO): ubiquinone biosynthetic process
Cellular component (GO): mitochondrion; mitochondrial inner membrane
Source: RefSeq, a predicted model, not a curated record